This is a messenger RNA of Scomber japonicus (chub mackerel), 9292 nucleotides long. RefSeq names its product RNA binding motif protein 33a (gene rbm33a). The record is from RefSeq and is a predicted model, not a curated record. Gene Ontology annotation, molecular function: RNA binding. The coding region runs from base 155 to 3979 and encodes 1274 amino acids. Lineage: Eukaryota; Metazoa; Chordata; Actinopteri; Scombriformes; Scombridae. The transcript has 19 exons.
UAAAGUGGUGGAUGAAAAUCGUUGCUGCAUCGAAGCGUCCACCUUUUUCCCCCCUUUACAAAUCUCACGUUUAGCAUCGUCAAAAAUGGCGAAAUACUGAAGAUUGAAUGCAGCCUGCGGUUUAGUAGACUGUAAGCGGGACGCGCCUUGCACCAUGUCAGCCAACGCUCAGGAUUAUGACUUUGACGAGUAUGACAAACCUGGGAUUGAGCGGUCACGCAGGAGAAGGGGUGAAGAUGACGACCUGGAGAGUGAUUUGGGAGAGGAUUUGUUAGAGGAGGAUUGGCUGUCAAGUAAAAAGAAUCCCUCUGAAGUGUCAGAUGAAGAGCUGAAUGAUGACCUUCUGCAGAGUGACGAUGAAGAUCAAAAUAUGACUGGUCAGGAUGUGAGCCUUAAUGCCACAUACAGCUUGGGCACAUCCUAUGCCCAGCAGGACUACUCGCAGGAAGCAGACUACACAGAUGACGUUGUGAACCUGGGUGCAGAGGGCUGUGAAGAAGGGGAUGUAGAGGAGGAGGAGGGGUACCAGCAAGAGGGCGAACAGGAGUACACCGAGGAAUACAGCCAGGACAACACAGAGCAGCCUGAGGAUCAAAUGGAUUACACUGGAGAUGUAGCUGAGGGUGAUGAUGGCUACCAGGAUGAAGUGCUAGACAUCCAAAUCAAUGAGCCAAUAGACGGUGAAUUUCAAGAUGAUGAAUACCAAACCUCCUAUGCUGAUGAGCCACUGGAUGAACAUGGAGUCCAACAGAGGGAGGCCCCCGAGGAGGAUGAGGGGGGAGAGGAGCAGCAGCAGGAAGAGGAGGAGGAAGACACCGCCGGGGGCUCUCGGGUCUUUGACACAGACGAGGUUGAAAAUGAAACUGUGCCUGAAGAAGAAACAAAGGAGGAAUCAGAUGAAGAGGAAGAGGAAGAUGAAGAGUCUGGCCGCAUACGGUUCAAAUCGGAGAGAAAGGAUGGCGCUGUUGUGCGGUUGGGUGACGCAGGCACUAAAAGAAGGAACAUCCCUGACACACUAGAACUGUCAGAGAAGGCUAAGCAGGAUCUGCUAGAGUUCGAGGAGCAGGAACGGCAGAAGAGACAAAACCGUUAUGGAGGCCGAGGGAGAGGAGGAGGAGGAGGAGGAGGGGGGCGAGGAGGCAGAGGAAGAGGAUACUUCCCUUGUUAUGGAAUGCCAGAUUUUAAAGGAGGAAACAGAGGAAGAAUGCAUGACCAGAGGAUCCCUCUCAUGGGAAACAUGGGCAUGCAGCAGCCAUCCUCCCGAAUGCCUCUUCCUCAUCAGCCUCAUCAGCAGCAACUGCAUUCCCAGCAGCACCACCCUUCACGGCCAAGAGGACCUCCUCCCUUCCAAGAGCACGGGCGCCCGCUGGCCCAGCAGCCCCUCCAACCCCUCAUUCCCCCACACAUGGCUCACCGCUCACCACCGAUGCGGCCCCAGAUGGAGCCACCGUCACGAAUCAUGAGCUCCCCGCCACCCAACUUCCCUCAGCAUCACCAACAGCAGCCUCCACAGCCCAAAAACAUCCAUAUAAACCCCCAUUUUAGAGGCCCUGCCACAUCCUCUGUACAAGUGCCCUUGAUGCCUCCUGCUCAGAGCCAGCCCAGACCUGCUGUGGGUCCUCAGAGGUUCCCUGGACCGGGAGACUUCCAUCAGCACAUGCCGGGUAAUUUUGGUCAGCCCCAGCGGCCCCCUCAUCACAUGGAGCCCUUUCGGAACCAGCCACCUCAAGGCCCCCAGGAUAGAGAGCCCCUCUUUAUGGGAGAGCGCACAGAGUCAACACGGUUUCCAGGGCAGCACAUGUUUGAUCACCAGGGCCCCAACACUCUGAUGAACAGCGGCAAUAACCUCCACCAACAGCAGCUGCCUGGCCCUGGCCAAAUGGGCUUUGGCCCACCAGGACCGGCCUUCAACCAGCCGGGCCAGGGCCCACUAGGACUGUUUCCAAGAGAACCCCCAAGACCCAACCUCCCUCACCACCAAGGUCACCAGGGGAUGGUCGGCAUGAAUCAACAAGGUGGCCCCCCCAACCAGCCCCGGCCCUUCAUGGGCCCUCGACAGCCGUUUGGGCAGGAGGGUAAUCUUUUCCACCCUCCACAAGUCCAAUUUGGGAUGCAGGUACGACUAAGAGGCUUAAUGCAUGGUCCUCCCGUCUCCCAGCUUCAGCAUCAUGACCCCAUGCCAUCCCAUCAGCCCAUGCACCAGCAGCCGCACCAUCAUAGGCAGGACUUAUCCCAUCAUCAGCAGCAACAGCUAAAUCUCAAUGAGCCUCGCCCCAUGAUGCACCAUGGGCAGAAUCCCUUCCAUCAACAGGCGCAUGGUAGCCCCAGGCAUAUGACUCCCCGCCCUCAGAACCCCCAACAGCGCAACAUGUCCAACAGGCAAAGGAUGAACACACCUGUUUCCAAGCAAAUGCAGAUCCUUCCUCAGCGCAACAGCAAUCUACGGGAGCUCCCCGUAGCACCUGGCAACACAACUAUGAACAGUGCCCGCCCCGCCGCCUCUCCUGCCGCCAACCUCAGGCCUGUUGCCAAGGCAACACAGGGGGUGCGUCCCGUGCAGAACACUCAGCCGGUGUUUGACGGUGGCAGAGGAAGAGGCCAAGUUGUUGCCGAGACUUCUUUACAGCCUGGGGGAGCAGGCAGGACAGUGGUUCGCAAGGAAAUCCCAAGCACACCGUCCGGCGAUGCACGACAGGACCCUGAUGAGGAUGAGGACAUGCGGCAGUACCGUCUAAAGAUCGAGGAGCAGAAACGUCUGAGAGAGGAGAUCCUGAAGAGGAAGGAAUUGAGACGGCAGAUGCAGGCAGGUGUGAGGAAGAAGGAGCUGCUAGACAGGAUCAACUCCCAGACGACCACUCCAAACCAAGGCCCGGCUCCUUCACAGACUCCAUCCGUACAACAAAAUCAACAAACCCCACACCCCGUUGUACAACAGCAACCACCACCACAACCAUUACAGCAGCAAGAACAGCAGCAGCAGCAGCAGCAACAACAACAACUACAGCCACAACAGCAGAGAACACAACAGUCCGUAAAUCAAUCAUUAAAGAAUCCUAAUCAAGGCCCCCCCAUUUCUCCUAACGGCGCUGCUCAGACCCCUACACCACGUCCCAAUGUCAAGGCACGCCUGCAGAUGGUGAAGGGUAACAGCCAGCAACAACAGACUCUUGGGCCUGGGCCUGGGCCUGGGCCUGACCAGCAGUGGAAACAGCCCCAACAAAAUCAGCAGCAGCAGCCACCACUGUGGAGGAACAGUGCUAUGCAGAAUGUAAACAGACCCGGCGCUCAAAUCCAGUCUCCUCAGGUCCCCCAAAAGAACAUACCUGUAACUUCCUCAGUGGGCCCUGGCCAGACCCAGGUUCAAGGACCUAAACCUGGGGCUAAAAGAACUGUGAUGCAGCGGGCGAAGAUUUGUGGAGGUGAAGGCCAGCAGGUGCCACAAAAAGUCAGAGUCGUCAAACUUUCAGGAGCGGCUGGAAAGGGGCCUGAGGCCAUGGGCGUCCCAGUGCAGCAACAAGACACCUGGUCGGCAACCCCACUCAACCAGGGCGUCCAAAGGAAGGUUACCAUGACAGGGCAGCAGCAGCAGCAACAGGGACCAGGAGGAACACCGCAGGCUAGCCGAGGGGGCAUGGGCAACCCACAGCAAAAUAGGGUUGUCGUGUCUGGCCGGGGCCGAGGUAGAGGGAGUGGUCAGGUGGGUCGAGGACGUCCAGUGGCCACCAGACAAAGCCAAAGAGUUGCAGAAAGCAAACACUGUACUGUGUCCAUAGAGGGCCUCUCAUCAUCCACAACUGACGUUCAGCUGAAGAACCUUCUCCGGUCCAUCGGCCCAAUAGAGAUGUUCAAAAUGAUGCCCCAGCAGAGGAAAGCGGUUGCCACCUUUUCCAGUCCCCAGCAUGCAGCAAGUUUUCAAAUGAGCUUCCAUAGGCACAUGAUUGAUUUGUCCCACAUUGAUGUGUCGCUGAUUGAUGGAUGAGGAGCACAAUAAAGUGAGGGAGCCCUGUUAUAAGAAGUCACUGUCUCCCAACGUGGGAGCCUCUCAUGUGCAGCUCCAACCUACCGCAGGAACAUUUCUUCAACCCUUUGGGGGCAAUCACAGUCAUCGUUCCUGCACAGAAGCAUCGUUCAUCUCCUAUCAGCUUGGAACAAUGAACACAAAGACAUUAGCUGCGAGCAUGCCUGCGUUUGACUUUGUCUACCAUUGUCUUUUGUUGUAAAAUGGCACUGGAGAGACACUGAACAGUUAACCCUACUUUGAUGUAGUUUGUGAAGAAUGUUUUUGUGCAUUUUACAUGGACACUAAGUAGAACUUAUCAUGGGAUAAUGGUUGCUCCCCCCCUUAAUAAGAUUCAUUAUAAAAAAACAAAAAAGGACAUUUGAACUAUGUAAUUCUGAUCACUUCAUGGUAUUUUCUUUUAAUAAUUUAUAAGUCGCUGUUUGGUUCGGAUGCAGGGAAUGGUUCUGGAAGAUUGCGGCCAGUAUAUUCAUAUAGAAGUGCUGUAGAUGGCAGUAUUUCAUCACUGUUGGUGGAGCUUCAUUUAUUUCUAACCCAAGACGGCUCUCAGAUAGAGUUAUGUCUCCAAGCUGUUUGUGGGGGAAUGGCACUGCCUAGUGGAGAACAUGCAGACAAGCACAGAAGUGGCCUGGGUUGUAUGGAAUGAUUUGAAUAAUAUUGGCAUAGGACACAACAGGACGUGUUUUUCCUGAAUUCCCAUUGGUUUUGGGAAUGGUAAAUGUUGCAACUGGAUUGUGCAGAUUUAGUGGUGCUUAUUGGUUUCCGUGCUGCCUCUUGAUCAGAUUGUUCAGACCACCUCUCUCAUUUAGGUUUGUUCAAUUGAGAUGGACAAUUUUCUAAAUGUUGAUAGGUCUUUUAACUGAUACCUGGAAUGCAUUUUUGGAAAGAUCUUUCAUACCUUUUUGAUGUAUAUUUUAGUUGUUUGUCCUAUUAUGGAGUAGUCAUGGGUUUAGAUUUCUAGUCUGUGGCAAUUGUGCUUUGAGGAAGUACAAAUAUCCUUUUUUUGAAAGUUUUUAUGAAUUGUUGGGAAUUUAAUACUUGUCUUAUUUGGUAGAUCCAAGAGAAUUGCUUACAUUUCUCUUCAGAAUACACACAUUUCUGUGAUUUUUUACUAAGAUACACAUUUUGCUUACUCCUUUCUGAAUGAAACUGGUACAAUUGGUCCAAUUCCAUGUCAGUUGAUAAUUUGGUGUCUUAUCACUGAGCUGUAUAGUGUACCUUGAAUAGCACUUUGAACAACUUGCCUUCUCAUACUAGAGAUGUUUGGCUGAAACAGAACAGAAAAACCCCACAAUGGUUAUUAUUAAAUUCUUCUCAUUACACUAAGACAUCCUCUGCUAAGUUUGGACUCUGUAGGACACAAAAAGUCACAAGGUGUGUUGGAAGUGGUUACUACAGGCACUUAUGCAUCACUUUAUUUUAAUUUUCUCUUAGCACGUGCCCUUGUUUGGGAAGUGCUACCACAUCAUUGAAAACCUUGAAUUCUCUAAAUAAUACAUUUCAGCUUUCAGUUUGAUUCCAUUAGACGUCAUUAAACCAAAUACAGCAAGAUAUGCUUCACUUUUCCGUCAUUGAUUAUACAGUAUUAGUUUGUUUUUGUUUUUUUACUUUUUCCGUAAUAUUUUUGCCUGUUCCGGGAUUAAAAUUAGUCAAAAAUGAACAUUGUUUAUCCGUGUUUUAUAAAAACUCAAGCUCAGAAGUGAAUUUGGCAUUCAUCAUCAAUAGGAAGGUGAGGGGGCAACCAUUAUGUGUCGUGAUCAUGUACAUAAGUAGACCAGGUGUUUCACUUAAUAUUUAUCCUGUUAACUUUUUUUUGUUUUUUUUGAGUUACUCUUUACUCAUGUUGUAUCAAGUUAAAACUUUUAUAUGUAAGGAUAUGCUGAUGUGUCCAGACAAAAAUAAUUUUACUAGUGUUUUGUUUCUAAUUUCAAGCCAAAAUGAAAAACGACUGGACCACAUUUCUGUUUAUAAAACUUUUGACAAAAAGUUCAAGGGAAAGCAAGAAAACAAUAAAAACAUGGCCAAUAUACCGUGAACAUGCAGGUAUGUGAAGCCGGUUCAAACUUAGCCCAAAUAUGUGUGGUUGUGUGUGAUGUCCAUGUGUCUGAUGCGUUUACAAUGAAGUAUCUUUUAUUAUUUGAACUACGUUUUAUUAAUUUAUACUUUUUUAUGUAUUUUAUAAGGUCCUGGGUACUCACUUUGCAGUACAUGCUUUAUACUUUAUACACAACUCAAACACCUUGUGCCUAAUUCAGAACUUUUUAAGAAUUUAUUCUAGUUUCUGACACUAGUGAUUAUAUGGCAGGAAAUACUACCUCAUAUAGAUGAAGGGGAAUACCACUAAAUUUUAGUGUUGAACUUAUUUGCUACAUUGUCAACAAAAGUAAUAUUUUCUUGCCUGUUUUACCGUGAUGCCAUACUAAUGUACAGCUCCAGACAGUAUAGGACAUGCAAAAGGUCAAAUAAUUAUGAAACAGUAGCUUAAACAGUUUUACCAGGCUGUCUUUUUGGGUUAGCACAGACUAUAUUGCAAAUAUAUUUAUAUAUAGUUUCCACAAAAGAUUUUAUUUACAGUCAGAAAAUGACCUUCUGUCCAUGUGGAUGACAUCACAGAUAAAGUUCUUGGUUCUCUGGUUUGGAGACUUGAGAAAGCGUUCAUAUUCUCAAGUACCAAUUGGCCUCUAUGAUUGCCUGCAUGUGUAAACUAAACUUGUAAAUUUAGUGGUAUUCACCUCUAAAUUAGCCAUUACUUGAAAAAUCCACUAAGUUAAAAAAAUUAGCUACACAUUCAAGAUCACCGCAUUCUCAACAUGCUUUAGUAUUGGGAUAAACGAGGUGUCUGAAAAUGUUGAAACUCCUUAAAUUCCUUAAGUCCUUGUACAACUUGAGGUUAAGUGGUUCCAAAUCUUUUUGUAUGUUGUACAGUUGUUCUAAACUGACUUCUUUGUGUUUUAUUCCUUUUUGUUUUGAGUUGAACUGAUGUAGAAGUUUUUGUUCCCUAGCAUUGUGUAUUUGCUGUCUUAAAUGUUGUGCAUUACACUUAAUAUUUAGUGCUGUGGUAAAUCCUGUGGAUUUGAAAAAGUAUCGACAAUGCCAGUCAAAGUAAUAUUGUUAUAAGACACUUGGUCUUGUACUACCAGAACAGAUUCAUAUUGAAUCUAUUGUACCUUAAUUUUAAGACUUUCUGACAUAUAUCUUGAACUUUAAGAUAUGUUUUCACUGUAAUUUCAGUAGACUGUUAAAGGAGUAGUAAGAUCUUGCCUCAUGCUUGCAAUAGGCAAAAAUCUUUAAUUCAAAAUGGCUUAUUUUCUGUGAAAUAAGUUCAUUUCUAAGUUGUCAAUGGGGCUUUUCUUGUGCUUGUAUAAGACACCAUCAUGGCUGUGAAUGACUAGUUUCUCACUGGUUAUACUGGCAUUGGGUCAAAAGAAUUUUAUACACAGCGCUAACUUACAAUAUUUUUUCAACAGGUCUGUUUGGAGAAUCGGAGCGUUGACAUCCUGCUGAAAUAACCAUUUCACUCUUUCUGUUUCUUUAGGUCACAUUCUCUUAAACAGAAGCGAUACAAGCGGGCAUCAGUGUGGUUGCUAGCUUGAAGUUUCUGUUCCUUUGAAAGUGACCAUACUAAGGGUUUAGCAUGUUUUAGCCAAUCAACAUAUUGGGUUAUAAAUGGGUUAUAAUUUGCUACUAACCACAAAUUAUAGCACGUUUAAAUACAUUUCCCAAAGUAAUGUCAGUUUCUUUAGUUGCAGCUUGUAGAAACUCAGCUUUAUUUAUUUGUUUAUUUAUUUAUUUUUGUCUAAGUUAAUUUAUUAUUGCAUGGUAACGUAGUUGACGGUUAUUCUUGUGCAAAUCUCCAACACCUCAAACUUAGGUCAGGCAGUUUAUGGUUAAUGCAAACAAAAUCUAGCAGCAGUUUGUACCUCUUUUGUAAUAAUUUAAAGUUCAAUUUUCACAAAAAUAUUAUUAUUUAUCCAACUUUUGCUGUCUUUAUUUGGUUAAAGUAAUUGUAAAACUAUUCUGUACAGUACACCAGAUAGAUUUAUUUUUUUUAUUUUGUCUUUGUUUUUGCAAAAGUAGCAAAUAAGUAUUUUCAAAAUUAAGUUCUUUGGUUUAUUUUAAAUUCAACUGGUGGCUUAAAUUUGUGACUCUUAAUGUGUGUUUAAAAGCUGAAAGAUUGAUUACACAAGAGGAACAAACUGGUGUAGAGCUAAGACAUGUAAAACCAAUGGUAUGGUCCUUUUAAGAUUGUCAGACUGUAAUUAAAGAUUAAAAGGGUAGGAUGGUGUGUUUUUGUGGAAAGAUCACUGGUAAAAAUAAGCUGUUGCUCAAGUUUACUUUAAAAAAAACCCCCACUUUGAUAGACUCCUGGUAUAAUCACUUUGUUGGAGGUUGUAGCUGUACAGAUGCGUUUUGGAUGGCGCUCGUGAGAUGUUUCUUGUGAAAACACACCUGAUGUGACCACUUCUCACCACAGAUGUCACCAAAACAGAAUGAUUAACACAAAUUGCUUAACAAAACUUUCCCUCAGCAUACAUGAAAAUGGUGUGAUGCUGCUUUGUCAUUUUUCCUGUCUUUUUCAAAAAAAUUUAACUCUAACACUUUCAGUCCUUUUACAGCCACGCUGCCCCGGACCUUGGAAAGAAGAUUUCAUUUUUCAUUUCUUUAUUUCCCUCACUAAAUAGCUCUUGCUGCAUUCAGACUAUGGGACGCACCACAUUUCCUAUCAUCACUGCUUUCCCCCUGCUAUCACUGUUCUUCCAACUUGCAUAUAUUUGACAGUUGCUCAUCUUUUCUUUGAAUGAACUUAAGACUUCUGUAUCAAGCAGGGUGGCCUACCUGGAUUACCAUUGUUUAUUAGCCCAGUGGAUGGAGGUUUCCAUCUCUGUGACGACAGCCGGGUUCAUAGAGCAGACACGUAACUCUAAAGCCGCUUUAUGGCUUUCACUCCACCAAAGGUCAUCCCCACUUCUUGACAUUCAUUAUUUGGUUGGAUUUUGAAAAAGACACUACAAUUGUUCCCUCAUCUGGAGCAGUAUGGUGUGCCAAAUAAUGACUCAAACUGUUGAAAAUCCAACCUCUUGAGUUUUGACUGAGACGGUUGACAAACCAUUCUGUCAUGUGUGUUCACACUUUGAUGUAUGGCAUGAAGUAAUCAUUUGUUUGCUUCCUUAUGUUGGAAAACUCACAAAUCAAUGUGCAAUUUGUUCAGAUGUUGUAAAUGAUGUAAUUUUUUUAAUACGCUGGAAUCAUUUUAAAAGAAAUUCAAUAUUUUUU